Messenger RNA from Bemisia tabaci, 2071 nucleotides. It is a transcript of the gene sro, whose product is annotated as SDR family oxidoreductase shroud. Gene Ontology annotation, molecular function: oxidoreductase activity. The record is from RefSeq and is a predicted model, not a curated record. Gene Ontology annotation, biological process: steroid metabolic process. NCBI's taxonomy places the organism in Eukaryota, Metazoa, Arthropoda, Insecta, Hemiptera, Aleyrodidae. Gene Ontology annotation, cellular component: intracellular membrane-bounded organelle.
UGAUUCCGUUAUCAAAUCAGUCGUUACCUCAGCAGAUCUUGCCAAAGUCCUCGAAAAGUGAUUAUCAUUGCUAGUAUACUAGUUCAUUUUAAACAGUUGAAGAUGAUUUUGGAAGAUGAAACCUCGGUCCAUCUAAUGUAGUUUUCAGUUUUGCAACUCUCCGAAAAGUCACCUUCACCUUGUCAGAAAUUUUCCCUCUGUGAGAACUUAACACUGUGUUUUCAAGUACUUUCUGUGUGUUCUGUGACCUUUGUCAGCCGAAAAAUCACAAAAUGAUGCCCUAUUCAUACAUCAAGAUGCCGCUUCGAACUGCUUCUGCCUUAGCAUUCACUUCUGCAUUUUCAGUAGGAGCAUUAAUGUUCAUGAAGUUCCGCACGCGCAAAAAACUUGUGCACCCAGACCGGUAUGUUGUGCUUAUAUCGGGCUGUGAUACAGGUUUAGGUUUCUCACUGGCUUCCCAUUGUCAAGAGCUGGGUUUAUCAGUAUUAGCAGGAUGCCUUGAUAAAAAUAGUGAAGGUGCUGUCAGCCUUCAAGAACGUGGGGCUCACCUAAUUGAACUUGACUUCACUGACUACCGUACUAUUCAGAAUGCCUUGGAGGAAACAAAGCAGUACUUACAACUGCAUCCUGAAAAAGAACUUGGAGCUGUCGUCAAUAAUGCUGCCGUCAUGUGUUUUGGCGAGUUUGAAUGGUUGACAAAGGAUAUUAUUGACCAUCAAAUCCAAGUCAAUUUUACUGGCACACUCCACUUCACAAACACAUUCUGUUCCCUAGUUCGAGAAUCAAAAGGUAGAAUAAUUAACAUCACAAGUCAUUGUGCUGAUGCUUGCUUACCUGGGUUGUCGGUUUAUGGCGCUACUAAGGCUGCUCUGAAAGCGUGGAAUGAUGCUCUAAGAAUUGAACUAAGCAAAUUUGAUGUUCGUGUCAUAUCAUUUUUACCCGGUGCCUUUUUUGGACAGAGCAAUAUUCUUGCCAAUCAAAGAGAGAGAACUGCGGAGAUGGAGGCCAACAUGCCGAAAAAAGACCUCCAAAUUUAUGAAGAUUAUUUUAAGAGGUAUUUCAACUAUAUCCAUUCCUUCUCGUUAAAAGUGCCUGCACGACAGAUAGAAAAUGAAGAAAUCUACGAAAAAUUUACGGAUGCGUUACUUGCUGAGAACCCUUACCCGCAUUACAAAAUUAGUCCUUUUAAGUACUCGUUCUAUCAUUUCUUGUUCAAAGUUGUGCCAACAAAAGUUAAAGACAAACUUGUAGAAAGAUUUAUCAAUAUGCCUCGAUGGAAUAAAUAAUUUUUUUUUCAUUUGUUGUAAUUCAGAGAAUCAAGACUGAAAAAAAUUUAGGCAGUGCAUCUUGCCCAAAAGAUAAUGCUAAUAGUUAAGGAGCACUUUGUAUCUUUUAUUCCAAAAAUCUUGUAAUUUAUAGUUAUGCCCCAAAUUCUGUUGGUUGUGGCUGAUUAGUUCUUAUGGCCAUAAGCAGGGGUGCAGGAACUUCCCGACCUGGCAACUGGCAGUUUCCCAUCAGUUGCGCUUGAAAAUGGGAAGGCCUCAGAGAAUUUAUGUACAACUAUCCAGAAAAGCUUUCUCCAAAUUACUCAAAGCCAGACCAAAAAAUUUCAGUCGCGUCAUUUUUUCUGUUGAGAUUAAGUUUUUAAAUUGUAGAUCCAAAUCUACUCAGUGAGCUAUUAUCUCAGAUUACGUUCUCAAGACUAAAGAUCAAUCCUUUUGUUGAAGGGCUUCAUCACUAUUUCGAACUCCUUAACAAUUUAAUGCUUUCUUUCAUUUAUGUCCUGAUCAUGAGGCCUGCACCAGUUGUAAAUUGAUGGCGAUUAAGUGCUAAUUUGUGGCUUUUAAUACUUUAUACCCUAAUUGUAGAGCUUUUCUGAACCAUCCACCAGAGUUUGUCUGUUGUUUGUGUGUUUUCCCAGCAUUGUAGGAACAUGCAUUUAAAAAUUAUUAGCACAGAAUGUGAUCAGAAUCUUGUCCUCUUGUGCAAAACAGCAGCAUCAUAACUAAAUUAAGUUACCAAACCACAAUUGAACUUGUGUAAAUUAUUUCAUAAAUUUUCACAUCACAGA